Punctularia strigosozonata HHB-11173 SS5 is the source of this 2791-nucleotide messenger RNA. RefSeq lists its product as uncharacterized. Lineage: Eukaryota; Fungi; Basidiomycota; Agaricomycetes; Corticiales; Punctulariaceae. Gene Ontology annotation, biological process: transmembrane transport; intracellular iron ion homeostasis. The coding region runs from base 71 to 2698 and encodes 875 amino acids. Gene Ontology annotation, cellular component: mitochondrial inner membrane. The record is from RefSeq and is a predicted model, not a curated record. Gene Ontology annotation, molecular function: ABC-type transporter activity; ATP hydrolysis activity; ATP binding. The transcript has 13 exons.
CUCACUCCUGUUCCGUUCGUCCCGACUUCUCCGGGCUGCCGGCAUCGUUGUUGACGACGCGCUCUAUGCUAUGCUGGCCACAGCAAAGGCAGGCUUGCCCUACCGACACGUCUCUCUGAGACCCCGACAGCCGUCUACCUGCAUCGCCCGCACUCGUGCUCGUCGUUACACCGAUCAAUCCAACAAACCGCCUGGCGGUACGUCUGAGGAGAGACAAACUCCCGACCUCAAGGAUGCUGUGACGAAGACAGCCGAGCUCGGUCCACCUGAUGCGGAGAGGAAGACGGCACUUUCGUGGUGGCCGAAAUUCAGAGAGUGGUGGUGCUCCAGGACUGAUCCGGAGGAGGAGUUGUUUCACUAUGCCAUCAGGGACAAGUUGGCCCGCACCCUUACGCAGGGGGCUGCGAAACAUGAUGCGAAACAUGAAGGGAUCUCGUUACAGUCUGAGGGGAGGAAGAGGAAGAGAAGGAAGAAGAUAGGCGUUGAAGAUGGAUUAAUGCUGAAGAUGUUAUUGGACGGAAUCGACAAACGUUUAGUAGAAAAAUACGGGACACAUCCCGAUGAUAUGCCGAAGACGAACACCCCCGAAUCUAAUUCCGGAGAAAAAGGAGACCAUAACAUGAAAUUUACAUCAUUAUCCCCCAUUAGUUCGCUCUCAUCAUCUUCAACGUCUUCUGCUAUCUUACCCUCAUUUCGCGUCUCGCCGUCAACAUGGAGCAUACGAUCAACACCAUCAGUCGUUCAGAGGCGAAGUUAUAAACAACAAGCAUCAAAGCCUGACGCUCCUGCAUCUUCAGAGGAUCCGACCACUCCACCAAUCCCUCCACAACCCUCAAACUCCACACCGCUCACUUCUUCUCCACCACCACGGACUCAUGUCUCUGCCGCUAAAGCACGACACAGCGAUUGGGCUGCCAUACGGCAGCUAACAUCACACAUAUGGCCUGCCAAUGACUGGCGUACGCGUUCGCGCGUCAUCGUAGGCUUCGGCCUGUUGAUCGGCGCGAAGCUCCUAAAUGUUCAGGUUCCGCUGCUGUUCAAGCAGAUUAUCGACGCUCUCAACGUGCCGGUAACGGCUGAUAACGCGGUAUGGGCGAUAGCGGGGAGUUUGAUUGUGGCCUACGGAGCUGCGAGGAUCGGUUCUACGCUAUUCGGAGAACUGCUCAACGCAGUAUUUGCGAGGGUGGGUCAGCAAGCCAUACGAAAGGUAUCACGAGAAACGUUUCAGCACCUUCUUGAUCUCGACCUCAGGUUUCACCUCACCCGUCAAACGGGAGGCCUCAUCCGUGCUAUUGACCGUGGAACAAAGGGCAUCACGUUUCUGUUGCAGGCGAUCGUGUUUCGCAUCGUUCCUACUGCGCUCGAGAUCUCACUUGUUUGCGGAAUUUUGUCGUACAAGUUUGGCUGGGACUUCGCCGCAAUAACCGUGGCGACGAUGGCUGCCUAUACAUGGUUCACUGUCCGGACUACGUCUUGGAGAACUCGCUUCCGGCGGGAGGCCAACGCCGCAGAUAACAAGGCGGCGGCAACCGCGGUCGAUUCGCUCAUCAACUACGAGGCAGUGAAGAACUUCAACAACGAGAAGUACGAAGUUGCCCGAUACGACAAGCACUUGGCGCAGUAUGAGGCUUCGUCCAUCCGGAUCGCCACAUCGCUCGCUUUCCUCAACUCGGGCCAAAACAUCAUAUUUUCGAGUGCAUUGACGAUGAUGAUGUUUCUCGCCGCUCAAGGCGUUGUCUCUGGCUCUUUGACCGUUGGAGAUUUGGUCAUGAUAAACCAGCUGGUUUUCCAACUGUCGUUGCCGCUCAACUUCCUGGGAACGGUCUACCGUGAGAUGAGGCAGAGUCUCUUGGAUAUGGAGGUGCUUUUCAACCUUCAGAAUCAGAAUCAACCCCGGCGGGACAGGCCCGGCGCGCCACCACUGAAGUUGACUGGCGGUUCUCUUCGGUUCGAGAACGUCGCUUUCGGUUACCAUCCCGACCGUCCGAUCUUUCGCAACCUCUCCUUCACGGUUCCCGCUGGUAAGAAAGUGGCCAUAGUCGGACCUUCCGGCUGCGGGAAGUCGACCAUCUUUCGGCUGCUCUAUCGGUUCUAUGAGCCUUCCUCCGGCCGCAUAUUCAUUGAUGGGCAGGACAUCGCCGACGUCCAGGUCGAGAGCCUCCGGAGAAAUAUCGGGGUUGUGCCUCAAGAUACGCCCCUAUUCCACACGGAUAUCAUGCACAACAUCCGAUAUGGUAGGCUGAGCGCGAGUGACGAGGAAGUGAUUGAGGCCGCGAGAGCGGCCCACGUCCAUGAGACGAUCGCGACGCUUCCUGACGGGUAUCACACCAUGGUGGGAGAGCGAGGCCUAAUGAUUUCUGGCGGAGAGAAGCAGCGACUAGCCGUGGCGCGAGUCUUGCUCAAAGACCCGCCCAUCCUGUUCUUCGACGAAGCGACCUCGGCUUUAGAUGCUCAGACUGAGGCUAACCUCAUGAGGAACAUCAAGUCAACCUUGCUGACGAAAUCGCGAACUAGUGUAUUCAUCGCCCACCGUCUCGCCACCGUCGUGGACUCAGACCUGAUUAUCGUACUCAGAGAAGGGCAGGUCGUCGAACAGGGGACCCAUGAUGAAUUGCUUGCGGCUAGAGGUCUCUACUACACUAUGUGGGUCCAGCAGUCGACCCUGGCUACAGAAACAUCGGACGAUGUCACUGCCUGACGUUCCGCGCCUCCGCUCUUUUUUCUCUGCCAAUUUUUAUCAUCAGUACAUAUACAGUAUUUGUCUUUCGUAAAGAGCCGCAUUUAUGCCAAC